AUGUACUUGCAGACUUGCGUGGCCCUCACGAACAUCCACGUUCGGUUCAAUCCAUUGCGGAACGUGGACGGUGAGGGCUACAAUCAGUACAAGAACCGGCUGCUCUCCAUUGGAAGCAAGAUGAAGUCCAAGAACGCUUCGUCCAAGGCGAACACUGGCUACACCAGUGACGACUACGACGUUGGUUACGAAGAGGGAGACGAUAUCUUUGAUUAA
This is a messenger RNA of Aphanomyces astaci, 216 nucleotides long. RefSeq lists its product as hypothetical. The transcript is spliced from 2 exons. The coding region runs from base 1 to 216 and encodes 71 amino acids. The record is from RefSeq and is a predicted model, not a curated record. NCBI's taxonomy places the organism in Eukaryota, Oomycota, Saprolegniomycetes, Saprolegniales, Verrucalvaceae.